GGCGAAAGCGCACUUGUUCACCCAACAUUCGUCGCUUUCCUCCCAUGUGAGGAACUUGCCCGUCACUAUGCCUCCGCGCAUGCCCGUGCGCAGCAGAAAAUCAAUACUCUAUGCGCUGGGUGUGAUGACACUCGUUGUGUACACGUUAUAUCUGUGGAACUCUCCACCUCGGGCGUUGUCGCCCAUGCCAGGCACCUACCAAUACUUCUCAGAGAUCAACUUCGAAUACCAUACACAUAGUUUCGGCGCCAUUAGUCAUUGCGACCCGAGGUUUGCGCCGUCACAGCCACCAGGCAUAGAAGAAACGAAGAAGACGCUCUCCGCACUGAUGAAAAGCUAUGCCGCGACAAUGAGGGAUCUUCGCGCCGAGACUUGGAUUGCGCACGGAACCUUGUUGGGAUGGCAUUGGAAUCAGAAGUUCUUACCUUGGGACAAUGACAUUGACGUUCAGAUGUCGGUCGAGACACUAGCUGGAUUGGUGCCUCACAAUACGAGUGAGUAUCGCUAUACAGUUGCUGGUGAAGACACGCCUAGGGUCUACCUGCUGGACAUCAACCCCCAUUACACUAUAGCGUCAACGCGGGACGUUGCAAACAAAAUCGACGGUCGCUGGAUCGACACCACGAAUGGAAAAUACGUAGACAUCACUGCUGUGCAUGUCAGUCCUGGAAAAACUGAACAUAUCCCGUUCGACCAGGGUGUUUUGUUCUGCAAAGAUGGUCAUCGAUAUCGGAGCGAGGACUUGUUCCCGUUACAAGACGCGAGCUUUGAAGGCAUUAGUGUGAAGGUACCGCACGACUCCGACAAGGUUCUUACCGAGGAGUAUGGGAAGAAGUCCCUCACCCAAACGCGCUUUCACUGGCACCGUUUCAAUAAGGCUUCAAAAAUCUGGGAAGCAGAAUAGUGUGUCAAGGCCGUGCGGUUAAUUCACAUCCGAUGCAGCUUUCAUCGCCACGUUCACGAGCACCAUAGUCGCGGAAUGAACCACGUGCGAAUGUCACUGCUUGCCGGCUGUGUCAUAGGCACUCCCUUACUGGUGGCACUGCUCACCUAUCAAGUACGCAAACAGAUGUACUCUCAAGACAAAGGCUAUUCUUUUCGAAUACGUGUGGUAUUAUACAAAAACUAUAUGCUAUGCAAAGCAUCACGACGUGCUUCUUCUCCCAGAGCAGGAUACAUCAUAGCUUUGACAAUAUUCAAGCCCGCUGUCAGCCAUACGCUUGGUUCACGCGGACAAGUUCUCCUGACGCCGGCCGCCGAGCACGAACGCUCCCCUGGGCGAUCAAACGUUCUCUUGAGCCCGUUCUGCUGUGUGGUGGAGGACUCUGACCUGCUCGAGAGACAUGCCUAGGGGAGGACCGAUCUCUCGGCGGCCCGUCAGCAGGAUUGCGCGGCCAUGUCCACUGUUGUCGCGCUACAGGCUCAAGUUGGGUGUUGUCAAGUUCCUGGUUCAAAUGGUUUCUCAUAGACCCUACUUCUUCUUCAUCGUCCUUAACCUCAGUCGGAAUACUUUGCUUUUCUCUUCCAGUCCCACGACAGCAA
Exophiala xenobiotica is the source of this 1542-nucleotide messenger RNA. RefSeq lists its product as uncharacterized. Lineage: Eukaryota; Fungi; Ascomycota; Eurotiomycetes; Chaetothyriales; Herpotrichiellaceae. The record is from RefSeq and is a predicted model, not a curated record. The transcript has 3 exons. The coding region runs from base 68 to 904 and encodes 278 amino acids.